AGAUAGGACACUUGGAAUAUUUUGGAAAAGGAUUUCAAGACAAUGCCAACAGUUCUGAGCUGAGGAGGAAAUAGAGCUGCCUCACUGAACAAAUGCAGACAGGAGGGGACACAGCUUUAGGAAGGAAUCAAUAGAUGUGUGCUGUUUUGAAAGAGGACAGAGGAUUCACAGAUCAAGCACUUGGACAACACAGAGGUGCACUGGCUCUUUGGGGGUAAUGAUGAAAAGGAAGAAGAAUUUAGUGGAGGACAGCACGACGCUCAUCGCUUUCUCUGACCACCCCGAACAAACCUACGGGAGCACAGAGAUGUGUGCAGCACUUCAGGAAAACAAAAACGUAUUUGGUGAUGGUGUCACCCGCAUUGAUUUUGUCUUGGUUUGGGAGGAGUCUGUGCACCCUUUAAAGUCUGCUGAAUCAGAGAAAGAAUCAUCCAGUUCCUCGUGUGAUAUCCACAGGAAGUGGAGGACAGAAUUUCUUUCCAGACUCCGGACUGCUGGCCUUCAUCAGGAGAUGAAAGAGGUUGUCCAGGGAAAAACAAAGACGACUUAUGUCCUUCUGAGUGCCCCCUGGAGUGUUCUGUGUUAUUACGCUGAAGAGACCAGCCUUCGAGUGCCAUUGCAGGUUGUGACAACUCCAACAUCAAACUGGUCCGAAGACAUCCUGAAUAAACUGCACAUCCCAAACAUAAUGGCUCAGGAUGUGCCCAACCACCCACCAGACUACUAUACCUGCCAGUUUCGCACCAAUAAACUAGAGAGGUUUCUUGGCCAUGAGAACAAGGACACCUUCUUUAAGACCACACAAAGGCAUCAGAUACUGUAUGAGAUAUUAGCCCGGACUCCAUUUGGAGCACUGAAAAGAGGAGAGGUUGGAGUUGGCAGACUUAUUAGUGAAAAGGUUCUUACUGCUGCUUUUCCUCUACAUGAGGGUCCAUUUGAAAUGCCAAAGACUUCAGUAGAUCCAAAGUCUCUGACCAUGAGACAGAUUCUGUAUAAUCACUGGGCUCGAUGGGCUUGCUGGAGGAAAUACCAACCUUUGGAUCACAUUCGCGAGUACUUUGGCGAGAAAAUAGCCCUCUACUUUGCCUGGCUGGGCUUCUACACAGGCUGGUUAUUACCAGCAGCAGUAGUGGGUUUCAUCAUAUUUUUGUUUGGUAUCUGGCUGAUGAUCACUGAUGUGCCAGCAGAACAGCUUUGUUCCAGUGGAGACACCUUUGUCAUGUGUCCACUCUGCAACAUCUGCAGCUACUGGAACCUCUCCAGCAUCUGCUAUACCUACAAGGCAGGCUUGCUAUUUGACAAUGGAGGAACCGUGUUCUUCAGCAUAUUCAUGUCUUUGUGGGCUGUCACCUUCCUGGAGUACUGGAAACGCACAAGCUCCAUACUGGCCCACCGAUGGGACUGCUCAGAAUUUGAAGAGAUAGAGGAGAGGCCAAGGCCAGAAUUCACAGCAUUGGCACCAAUGACGAUUCGUAAUCCUGUGACUGGGGCUGAGGAGCCCUAUUUCCCAGAGAGUCAACGACAGAGUCGGACUCUAACCGGAAAUAUGGUCAUCCUUCUUAUGAUUGCCAUCGUUUUGAUAUUCCUAAUGGCUAUUAUCCUCUAUCGGACUAUUAUAAGCAUCAUUAUCUACAGGUCUCACAGUGCCUUCUUCAUAUUCUCGGCUGGGAGGAUAGCCAGCCUAACUGGAUCAAUUCUAAAUUUGGUGGUUAUUAUGUUGUUGUCCCGGCUCUAUACAUACCUUGCCCAAAUUCUGACAAGAUGGGAAAUGCACCGUACCCAGACUAAAUAUGAGGACGCGUUCAUCCUCAAGGUUUUCAUCUUCCAGUUUGUCAACUUCUACUCAUCUCCUGUUUACAUUUCCUUUUUCAAGGGCAGGUUUGUUGGCUACCCUGGAAACUACAACACACUCCUUGGAAUCCGAAAUGAGGAUUGUGGCUCCUCUGGAUGUCUCAUUGAACUUGCUCAAGAGCUGUUGGUCAUCAUGGUAGGCAAACAGGUCAUCAGCAACAUUCAGGAAUUUGUCUUGCCUAAAUUAAAGACAUGUUGGUACAAGAGGAAGUUGAAGCCAGCUUUCAGUUUAGAAGUGAUAGAUGAACCAGACACGAAGCCAGAGCACACGCCGUGGGAGGCGGACUAUCAGCUGCUGGUGUGUGAGGGGCUGUUUGUUGAGUAUCUAGAGAUGGUCCUGCAGUUUGGUUUCAUCACCAUCUUUGUGGCAGCCUGUCCCUUGGCACCGGUCUUCGCCUUGAUUAAUAACUGGGUGGAAGUGCGUCUUGAUGCCCAGAAGUUUGUCUGUGAGUACCGCAGGCCUGUUGUGGAGAGAGCGCAAGACAUUGGAAUCUGGCUUAUGGUCCUACAGUUCAUCUCCUACCUGGCUGUCAUUAGUAAUGCUUUCCUGAUUGCCUUCACGUCUGAUUUCCUGCCGCGCCUCUACUACCGCUACAACAAGGGAAGUAUGAGUGGUUAUAUUAACUUUACCCUUUCAGUUGCCCCAGAGAACUUCACCCAAAGCCAGAUGUCAUGCAGAUAUCGAGGCCAGAGAGAUGAGAAUGGACAGUACACACAGGAUUACUUCAACCUGCUAGCCAUUCGUCUGAGUUUUGUUAUCAUAUUUGAGCAUGUUGUACUCCUGAUUGGACGAAUUAUUGACUGGAUGGUGCCAGACAUUCCAGAGGAGGUGGAAAUUAAGAUCAAAAGAGAGCAUUAUAUGGCCAAAGAGGCACUUGCUGAGAAUCAGUCGUUGAGCAAAACUGUUCUGGAGGACAUGGAGAGACAAAGCUCUGAGCUGCGACACAGAUUAAGAUUACAGAGUCCUACAGACAUCAUCUCCUCUUCCUUUUGUCCAUCUCCUGUACAUGAAGACAAACCUCCACUCUGACAGUCUGAUAUUUUAGACUUUUGAUAAGGCAAACUAGUGACUCCACAAUGAGUAGAUGUUUUUGUAACCGUUGAUAAUUAAUAGUGCUACAUUGGUCCCAUUGUGAUAAAUUCUAAAGGCAUUAUAAUAUAAUGGUUACUACUGAUAGACAUAGCAUGUGGCCCAGUUCAAAUUCCAUCUUGAAUUGUAUGUGGUAUUAGAAAUAGUGUGUCCCAAAUCAUACUUUGUAAAAACUAGUAUGCCAAAGGUUCUGUGCAUGCUUUUUUUGGGGUAUGGAAGAGGAGUUCUCUUUCACCUUUUUAUGUUAAAUAACAAUGGCAAGAAAUGUGAGACCAGAGUUUUUUAUUUAUUUAUUUAUUUAUUUUUUAUCCACAGCAGUUUAUAAAGAAUCCACUCUACACACUUAAAAGAUGACCAUAUUACCUUUAGCAGAUAUACAGGUUUAAAAUGCAUUGUCUUUCCUUGCAGAAAAACAGACCAAUAAUAUUGAUUACUCAUCUUGCACUCAGGGGCAAAUUAAAAUUACUUUCCAACAAAAAGCUUGUUGAUAUGAGAAUUUCAACUGACUCCCACUAAUGCCACUUUCAACCAACUAGUAAUAGCAAGUAGAAAAUCUUGGUUCAUGGCUGUGACGUAAACUAAAGGCUAUAAUAUGUCAAGACAGGAAAGAAAACUGUGGUCAUCAAGCAAUUUCAUGGGGUCUUUAAAUGUAUGAACCUAAAAGUGAAGAUACAAUACAUUUUAAUGUAAUGAAUGUAGUUAGAUGACAAAUUCAUACAGUAUGCAACAAGGUGGUGUUUGGUAUCAAGAUUUUAUGAUGGUAUGUCUACUGUGUACUAUUAACCACUAUUUUAAUACACACUAAUUGUACUUUGCAAUCACCAUUAAAGUACAGUAUAUACACUAUAUUGCCAAAAGUAUUCGCUCAUCUGCUUUUAGAUGCAUAUGAACUUAAGUGACAUCCCAUUCUUAAUCCAUAGGGUUCAAUAUGACGUCGGCCCACCCUUUGCAGCUAUAACAGCUUCAACUCUUCUGGGAAGGCUUUCCACAAGGUUUAGGAGUGUGUUUAUGGGAAUUUUUGACCAUUCUUCCAGAAGCGCAUUUGUGAGGUCAGACACUGAUGUUGGACGAGAAGGCCUGGCUCGCAGUCCUCGCUCUAAUUCAUCCCAAAGGUGCUCUAUCGGGUUGAGGUCAGGACUCUGUGCAGGCCAGUCAAGUUCUUCCACACCAAACUCGCUCAUCCAUGUCUUUAUGGACCUUGCUUUGUGCACUGGUGCGCAGUCAUGUUGGAACAGGAAGGGGCCAUCCCCAAACUGUUCCCACAAAGUUGGGAGCAUGGAAUUGUCCAAAAUCUCUUGGUAUGCAGAAGCAUUCAGAGUUCCUUUCACUGGAACUAAGGGGCCAAGCCCAGCUCCUGAAAAACAACCCCACACCAUAAUCCCCCCUCCACCAAACUUCACAGUUGGCACAAUGCAGUCAGACAAGUACCGUUCUCCUGGCAACCGCCAAACCCAGACUCGUCCAUCAGAUUGCCAGAUGGAGAAGCGUGAUUCGCCACUCCAGAGAACGCGUCUCCACUGCACUAGAGUCCAGUGGCGGCGUGCU
This is a messenger RNA of Myxocyprinus asiaticus (Chinese sucker), 4486 nucleotides long. Its product is annotated as anoctamin-7-like. The coding region runs from base 218 to 2881 and encodes 887 amino acids. Gene Ontology annotation, molecular function: chloride channel activity; protein dimerization activity. Gene Ontology annotation, cellular component: plasma membrane. The transcript has 24 exons. Gene Ontology annotation, biological process: calcium activated phospholipid scrambling; chloride transmembrane transport. The record is from RefSeq and is a predicted model, not a curated record. NCBI's taxonomy places the organism in Eukaryota, Metazoa, Chordata, Actinopteri, Cypriniformes, Catostomidae.